AUGACAAUGACUCUAGUAUUCACGUGUUUCUUUGCAACCCUUCUUCCUCACCUUACAAAUGCAGCAUCGUGCCAAUCCAACGGCGCACAUUCACCCGCAAUCAACCCCACGGGAACGCCGGCUAUCCUCACCGUGAACGACUUUGGUCCCGGUGGGGACGGCGGAGGCCCCUCCGAGUGCGAUGGGAAUUACCACCCGCUUCCUCAGAGAGUGGUGGCGCUCUCCACCGGAUGGUACAAUGGCGGUUCCCGGUGUGGGAAAACGAUCAGGAUAACGGCGAAGAACGGGAGGAGCGCGGUGGCGAAGGUGGUGGACGAGUGCGACUCGACGCAAGGGUGUGACGAAGAACACGCGAAUCAAUCGCCAUGCAAGACCAACAUCGUUGACGCAUCGGAAACUGUGUGGAAUGACUUACGGCUCAACACUGAUGAUGGUGAAGUAGCAAUCACGUGGACCAUGGCUUAG
Messenger RNA from Vigna umbellata (rice bean), 465 nucleotides. Its product is annotated as ripening-related protein grip22-like. The record is from RefSeq and is a predicted model, not a curated record. NCBI's taxonomy places the organism in Eukaryota, Viridiplantae, Streptophyta, Magnoliopsida, Fabales, Fabaceae.